This is a messenger RNA of Prunus armeniaca (apricot), 753 nucleotides long. The record is from the annotation of a GenBank genome assembly. Lineage: Eukaryota; Viridiplantae; Streptophyta; Magnoliopsida; Rosales; Rosaceae.
AUGACAGGGCAACCUUCGGCGCCUUCAAGAGUGGCCUUCGGUCAACUGGCGCACAGCAGCAACUGGCGCACAUACGACGAGUUGAUGAAGCAGGCGGCAGUUCAUGCGAAAGCCGAAUAUUUCAACUCCAAACCCGGGCCUUCGACUCGGGAGGAGGAGUCAGGGACCAAGAGUUAUCCGGGGCAAACUGAUGAUUCUAUGGCAGGACACAAACGGAAGGACGAUCGUGAUAGUCGUCAGGGAAACUCGAAAAAGGGGCGUGGGAAAUACAGUCGUAACGACCACUGUGCGCCGCUACCGAAUCACGAUCGUGCCCAGGAAGUCUUCACCCUGUUGAACACAACGUACGAGACCGUUCUGAUGAACGAGCAUGACCAAAUACCGAAGCCGACGAACCGAAAACCCAAUCGGCAGGAUAAUCGGGACACUGGUAAAUUCUGCCGAUACCACCAGCAGAACAACCACAACACCGAAGACUGCAUCAGUCUGAGGAAGAUCGUUGAGCAUCUGAUUCGGGAAGGAAAGCUGGAUCAUUACAUCGCCAGGCCACCACAGGCACCGGCACCGAACGCGAAUCGGCAGAUCAACAUGAUCAGCACCAUCAGGGGUGGCCCCACUCUGGCGAGACCCUCUAACCGUUCGAUGAAACAGUAUGUGCAUGCCGCCCACUACCCUCAGGUCUUCGGCAUAGAAGACGAUCGGUGCCGAAAGAUGCAGUAUCAGUCUGCCCAUCACCUUCGGCGUCGUCCCUAG